GGGGGGGACCUGCGGUGUAACGUUACUGGAAUGGGAACGAGGAAGACGAGGAGCAGGAGAAGAACAAGGCAAGGUGAUUCCUCAGCAAAAUCUCUGUUCAUACCAGGUUUGCAUUCUGACCUGCGGGCCAAUGUAAGUCGUGUUGAGUGACUGCGUGUGAAAGGGACCAUCAUUAUCCUCAUGUCCUAUGGAGGAGGCUUUCAGGGACGACCUGAGCGAGUCCGCCAGGCGCCCCUCUAUGACCAGGUACCACACGGCUCCUUACCCCGAGAAGACUCCUUCAAUCUGCAGCCACUGAGAGGUCAGAGAGACCCUCAUCUCGCUAAGAGCGCCGACCCCCUCCCGGCCCCACCUCUGCCAGAGCAGCCUCCUGUAGGGCUCGAGUUCGAUCCCAGCGGCAGCGAGGACAACAGUCACCCAGACCUUGACCCAGCCAUCGACAUCAAGCCAGUCCACCGCUUCGUCCCAGACUCCUGGAAGAACUUCUUCAGAGGAAGCAACGUGGGCAGUGACAAGUGGUCCAUGCCUGAAUCCUCGGUUAACAAUAACAAUAGCACCACUGGGGGGCAGCGCUGCUCACCCCCUCAGUCCCCGUCUGUUCCUGGGUCAUACAGGGAUCCCUAUGGGGGCUCAGGUAGCUACAACUCCAGAAAGGAGCUUCUGGAAGUACCGGAUCCUCAGGAGUCUGUGUCAGGGCGCACCUACCGCACGGGUCUGACCUACAGCGAGCGAGUGGAGGAGUACCAUCAGCGCUACGACUACAUGAAGUCCUGGGCAGGACUGCUGAGGAUUCUAGGCUGUAUUGAGCUCCUGCUGGGAGCUGCUGUGUUUGCCUGUGUCUGUGCCUACAUCCACAAAGACAAUGAAUGGUUCAACAUGUAUGGAUACUCCUCUCCUGGGGGAGGAUACGGAGGAGGUUACAACGGAGCCAUCACAGGGGGGUCCUACUACUCAGGCCCCAAAACCCCUUUUGUGUUGGUGGUGGCAGGGCUGGCCUGGUUGAUGACUGUGAUUCUAUUAGUGCUGGGGAUGACCAUGUACUACCGCACCAUUCUGCUGGACUCCUCAUGGUGGCCCGUGACUGAGUUUAUCUUGAACCUGGCUCUGGCAGUGCUCUACAUGGCAGCAGCCAUUAUCUAUGUACGUGACACAACUCGUGGAGGGCUCUGCUCCUACCCAGUCUUCAACAAUGGCAUCAAUGGUGCGUUCUGCAGAACAGAGGCUGGCCAGACUGCUGCCAUCAUCUUUCUGUUUGUCACAAUGGUUAUUUAUCUGAUUGGAGCCAUCGUGUGUCUCAAGCUGUGGAGACAUGAGGCUGCACGCAGGUACCGGGAGCUGAACGGCCUGGAGAUGCUGCCCUCUGAGAUGCGAGCUGCUCGCUCAUUGGUCGCUCCAGGUCCAGCUCAUGUACUCAAAACUCCCGAACAGGCCCAGGAGUCAUCAGUCGUUCCCAUCCAGGCUGCUCGAAAGGUUGGGCCGGCGCAGAUUCUACAGGGCGCUAUACCAUCAGGACACAUUCCAAAACCUGUUAUUGUGCCUGACUAUAUUGCUAAGUACCCAACCGUACGGACAGACGAGGAGCGGGACCAGUACCGAGCUGUGUUCAAUGACCAGUACGCCGAGUACAAAGAGCUCCACGCAGAUGUGCAGGCCACCCAAAAGAAGUUUGAUGAGAUGGACGCCAUGAUGCGAGGCCUGCCCCAGAACCCAACCAGCCAGAUGGAGGUGGAUCGUAUUUCCAGGAUCCUUCAGGAAUACCGGAGGAAGAAAAAUGACCCAACGUUCCUGGAGAAGAAGGAGCGUUGCGAAUACCUGAAGAGCAAACUGUCUCACAUCAAGCAGAAGAUCCAAGAAUACGAUAAAGUCAUGGAGUGGAACGACCGAUACGACUUUUCGUUCGCUGCUGCAGUUUCAGUCGACACAGCCCAGGUGAGACGCACCGAGCAACAGAUUCUUUUAACAGGGCAGCACCCAGUAGAUCCAGCAGCAAUGUCCUCGGGGCCCCAUGGGAGUCCCCCUCCCUACGAGGAAGAUGGAUACACCGCCGCUCCGCAGACGGCCUACUCUUACUAUCCAGAUGAUGAGUUCCAGCAUUUCUACCGCUGGACGUCUCCACCAGGCAUCCUCAAAAUCAUGGGCAUCAUAGUCAUCGUGAUGUGCGUCGGCAUAUUUGCUUGUGUAGCCUCCACUCUGGCUUGGGACAGCCAGGGAGCCAUGGGUGGCUUCGGGGGUAUAGGGGGAGGUUAUGGCGGCGGCGGUUAUGGCGGCGGCGGUUAUGGCGGCGGUGGAUUUGGUGGUGGCGGUUAUGGUGGCUCCUAUGGAGGUGGCGGCUAUGGAGCUGGAAACAACUAUGGCUACGGUAGCCUGGGAGGGAACUACAAUGACCCCCGAGCAGGCAAAGGGUUUAUCAUUGCCAUGGCAGCCAUCACCUUCAUCGCCUGCCUGGCCAUCUUCAUCAUCAUUGUGUCCCAUCAAAGCCUAUCAGAGAGCAGGAAGUUCUACCUAGCAGUGAUGAUCAUAUGUGCCAUCCUAGCACUGCUAAUGCUAAUUGCGGCCAUAGUUUACUUGGUGGCAGUGAACCCCACGGCGCAGUCCUCUGGGUCCAUCCAGUCUAUGCAGAUUGCUGGCCUGUGUGCUCAGUACCAACAACCACAGACUGCAGGAGUGUUCGUCAACCAGUACCUCUACCACUACUGUGUGGUGGAGCCACAAGAGGCCAUCGCCGUGGUGUUUGGCUUCCUGGUCGCCGUCGCUCUGAUCAUCAUGCUCGUCUUUGCUCUGAAGACUCGCCAGAAAAUCACAAAUUUUGGCAAGAGCAACAUUCUGUGGAAGAAAGUGAAGAUCAUUGAUGAGAUGGCGCCACCUCAGGAUGUGGAGGCAUGGGUGAACAAUGUGUCCGUUCCCCCUGAAGAGCUCCCGAUGGCAGAUUACCCUGAGAAGCUGAGAGGCUCCAGGAGCCACCUGGAUGACGAGAGCACCAACUACGACAAACCUCCCUACAGCUACUCGCCACAGCCUCUUGUGGAAAACCAUGCGCUGUUGCAGAACGGCGCUCCCUACAGCAGUAGCUCGGAGGUGGCCAGCUCUGCCGGACGGCAGAAGAAGAGGCGUGCAGCUCGCCCUCGCCGCGCCGAUGGACAGGACUAUGAAACCGACUAUAACUCCUCAGGAGACGAGCUGGACGACAAUGACUUUGACAGUGAAGUUUCUCCGAUAACAAACGAGAAGGAGCGCAACGACUGCAAGCGUGAAUUCGACCGCGAACACCAGGAGUACAAGGACCUGCAGUCGGAGCUAGACAUCAUCAACAAGAAUCUGUCCGAGGUGGACAGAGAGCUGGACGAGCUGGAGGAGGGGAGCCCACAGUACCUGGAUGCCUUGGAUGAGUACAACAGGAUAAAGAGCAUCAAAAAGUCUGCAGAUUAUCAGGUGAAGAAGCGUAGGUGUAAAUAUCUGAAGUCCAAACUGAACCACCUCAAGAAGAUGGUCAGUGAUUAUGACCGCAGGGCCUGAACAAAAUCUGUGGGGACUACCCUCCCCUCUGAGACGUGACCGAUUGGAGAGUUUUGGGACAGUAGCAGACUGCAGAGGAUGGAGCUACUGUAUCAAACGUGGAAACUUCUUAAGUGUGUUUGAGCUGAUGCUGUUGAAACUCUGCAAAGGUUGUUUUAACUUUGGAAGGACAGAGCCUUAUUCCUUUCUGGUAUUAUGUCGCUGUUUGUAUUAUGAUCAUCUCAUGACAUAGGCACUGUUUUAUGUAUUUAUUUUACUCAUUGUGAUCUAAACAUAGGAGUCUAGUUGAGGAGUGAUAUAUGCAGAUCCCUGUCUGAUUUUUUUAUGAGCUCUUUAUUUUUAACUCCCUCAUUUUUUAUCGGCAACAUAAAGAUGUAAAUAUUUGGGAAACACCUGUGUUUUUAAUGUUUUUAGCCGUUUAUGGAAUUAAGUUCACAUGUGUUCAAUGCGUUUCAGACACAUGAUGAUAUUGCAGGUUUGAUGCAUACUGAUGUACUUGGACAAUCAUUUGUGAUGUUUUUUACUAGAAUAAAUUCAUUUAACAAAC
Molecule: messenger RNA, 4060 nt
Organism: Platichthys flesus (European flounder)
Lineage: Eukaryota; Metazoa; Chordata; Actinopteri; Pleuronectiformes; Pleuronectidae
Gene: marveld2a
Product: MARVEL domain containing 2a
Exons: 17
Coding region: 181-3513 (1110 amino acids)
Biological process (GO): bicellular tight junction assembly
Cellular component (GO): apical plasma membrane; bicellular tight junction; cytoplasmic vesicle
Source: RefSeq, a predicted model, not a curated record